This is a messenger RNA of Fonsecaea nubica, 1737 nucleotides long. RefSeq lists its product as hypothetical. Bases 1 to 1737 code for a protein of 578 amino acids. Lineage: Eukaryota; Fungi; Ascomycota; Eurotiomycetes; Chaetothyriales; Herpotrichiellaceae. Gene Ontology annotation, biological process: xenobiotic transport; transmembrane transport. Gene Ontology annotation, cellular component: membrane. Gene Ontology annotation, molecular function: xenobiotic transmembrane transporter activity. The record is from RefSeq and is a predicted model, not a curated record. The transcript has 2 exons.
AUGGAUCACACGCACGUGUCUCACGGGGCUUCUCUAACUACAACUCAAACUCUGUCGGAUGCUGACGGUGCUUUGGAACAUGGCGUUGAGAAAUCAGACACCAGAAUGACCCGGACGUCCACUCGUCGAACACUGGAGCGCUACCAGACAAGGCCGACACAAGAUGCCUCGGAUGUGCUGGAUUUGCCUUACGACAUCCUCAGUGAUGAGGCCAACAUGAACGAAUAUCUGGAGGAGACGACGACUGGUGUGAUUCCCAAGAAGACGAUUUCGAGGGUUACUGGAGCGCUUGAGGAGCACGAAUUGGUGACUUUCAAGAUUGGGGAUCCGGAGAACCCAAAGAACUGGUCCAAGGCUUAUAAGUGGUGGUGCACCAUGGUCGUCGCAUUCACAUGCUUUACCGUCGCAUUCAACAGCGCCGUCAUCACCGCCGACUUGGAAGGCGUCUCAGAAACAUUCCACGUCUCGGAAGAAGUUUCCCUCCUGACCAUCACCAUGUUCGUCAUCGGAUUCGGAGUCGGGCCCCUCGCAUUUGCACCGUUGUCGGAACUCUACGGUCGGAAACCGGUCUAUAUCAUCACCCUCAGUCUCGCUGUCAUAUUUGAAAUACCCUGCGCCGUGGCACAGAACAUUGGCACUCUGUUGGUCUGUCGGCUCAUCGACGGCGUCGCCUUCUCUGCCCCCAUGACUCUUGUGGGUGGCACACUGGCCGACCUGUGGAAGAACGAAGAGCGUGGCGUCCCCAUGGCGGUCUUCUCAGCUGCGCCCUUCAUCGGUCCUGCGAUCGGACCCCUGGCAGGCGGUUUUCUCGGUGAUGCCGCCGGAUGGCGCUGGCUCUACUGGAUCCAACUCAUCCUCUCCGGGUUUUGCUUGGCCAUCCUGACCUUUACCGUGCCGGAGACCUACACGCCGAUCCUCCUCGACAAACGGGCCAAGAAGCUCCGCAAGGAGACGGGCGACAGCAGAUACGUGACGGAAAGGGACCUCGACACCCGCCCGUUGACGCAGCAACUUGCCAUCUUCCUCCUCCGGCCACUGCAGCUACUGUUCCUGGAACCCAUCGUGCUUCUCAUCUCGUUGUACAUGUCGGUGCUCUACGGCCUUUUGUACAUGUUCUUCGUCGCGUACCCCAUUGUCUACGUCGAGGGCAAAGGGUGGACCGAAGGCAGCACGGGUCUGAUGUUCAUCCCGCUGGCCGUCGGCGUGCUGUUGUCGGCGGUCCUCUCGCCCUUUGUCAACCGGCACUACCUCUCCAUCUGCGCUAGGUACCCGGACGGCAAACCGCCGGCGGAAGCGCGCCUCAUCCCGAUGAUGCUCUCGUGCUGGCUGAUCCCGAUCGGGCUGUUCAUCUUCGGCUGGACGUCGUACCCGGAGAUCUCGUACUGGGGCCCCAUGAUGGGCGGCUUCCCCGUCGGCUUCGGCUUCAUCUUCCUCUACAACUCGGCCAACAACUACCUCGUCGACACGUACCAGCACCUGGCCGCCUCGGCCCUCGCCGCCAAGACCUGCAUCCGCUCCUUCUGGGGCGCCGGCGUCGUCCUCUUCACCGUCCAGAUGUACCACACCCUGGGCUACCAGUGGGCGAGCUCGCUCCUGGCGUUUCUGGCCCUCGCCUGCUGCGCCAUCCCCUACGCGUUCUACUUUUACGGCGCACGCAUCCGGCAAUUCAGUCGCUACGCCUUCAAGGACGAAAACGAAGUUUCGCCCAUCAGGGCCAAGAAGGCUGGCGAAGUGUGA